AUGAUCGUUAACAUAGAUACUAUAUCGAGGAUAGGCAAAGGCUCUCAACCAUCGAAUAUUGACUUAAUAGCAUGUCACAAUGAUUUCAUAGACUCCAUUGAUUGGGAGGAAACAGGUAUAGAUUUGGGGUCAGAUCAUCAGAUCCUAGAUUUUCAUAUAAACCUAAAACCUAAUAGCAAUAUAUUUUAUACAAUAGGAAACAAAACAAAUAGAACAAGCAGGCUUUAUAAAAUAAAUAAAAUAGACUGGAUAGAAUUUAGACUUCACUUGGCAAACAGAGAGGAAGAAAUAAAUAGCAGUAUUCAACAAGGACGCAACCUGAUAGAAAGAUAUAAUAACUGGAAACAACCAAUAAUCGAAUACUUUGAGGUAAGAAAUACAGACCACCAACAUCUUCAACAACACAGACAAAACAAAACGGCACGGAACACUAACUUACGAUCAUCAAACAAUAGAAAUAAUGUACAAUGUAAAACCCAACCCAGAUGGUGGGAUGAAGAAUGCACCUCUACAUGGUCCACAUGGAAAAAGUACCAAAAAAAUCUUUGGAAACAUGGCAAAAUCGAGGACUAUGAAAAUAUGGUUGGAUGGAAGACCAGAUGGAAGAUCUUAAAGAGGGAAAAGAAGAAAACUGCCUGGGAAAAUCUGAUACAGGAAAUGAACAACAAUACAAAUCUCACAAAAAUUUGGAAUAAAAUAAGAGGCAUUAAAAAACGGUAUACAGAAAAUAGGGACAAUCUGGAAAUAAAGGUAAGAAAAGAAUUAGAGGACACAGAAAUAAAUAAAAUUAUAGACAACAAUGUAACUUCAACAUCCAUCUUAACCCACACAGCACAAAUACUACAAGAAGAAGAUAACAAUUACACUAGAAUUUGGAAUACAACAAUAGACAAGAUAGAGAUGCUACAAACAAUAGAAAAAAAUAAGAACAAAAAGUCAGCACCAGGGGUAGACGGCAUAGAUUAUAAAAUAUUGGCAGAACUACCACUACACAUGAAGAACCAUCUACAUAAAAUAUUUGAAGAGAGUUGGAAUACAGGAGAAAUUCCCCCAGAUUGGAAAAAAGGCGAAAUAAUAAUGUUACAAAAACCGGGGAAAAAAGCUUUACGCCCAAUCACUCUCACGUCGUGUGUAGGCAAAACAUUAGAAAGGAUCAUAAACAAUAGACUACAGUUAUGGCUAGAAGAAAAUCAGAAAUUAGAAAACAAUCAAGCAGGCUUCAGGAAAAAUAGGUCAACAAUGGAUAACUUAAUACGAAUAACAAACGAAAUAAAACAUAAUAAUAGACAAAAACUCAAUACAGUAGGUAUCUUUGUAGAUAUUAAAGGAGCAUAUGACAACGUGAAUCUGGUCAAACUUCUACACAUCCUAAAAAUGAUUAACUGCCCUUCAACAAUGUACAACUGGAUUAGGACCUGGCUUUCCAAUAGAAAGAAGAAAAUAGACGACGAACGCACCUUUACACUUUUGUACGCAGAUGAUAUAGUCAUAGUAAAUAAAUAUAAGAAGGAAGAGACAUCACUACGCCCAUCGGAAAUAGCUCUAAAGAGAUUGGUAGAUCAUUUAGAAAUAAGAGAUCUAACAAUAGCACCGGAAAAAACCAAAAUUAACGCACUUCGAGGAUAUUGUACACAAGGCAAAAAAACGGUUAGGGAUUAUUCAGUACCUAUGCAGAGGACAGAAAGGUAUAAACCAAAAUUGGGGGAUUAG
Molecule: messenger RNA, 1710 nt
Organism: Hylaeus volcanicus
Lineage: Eukaryota; Metazoa; Arthropoda; Insecta; Hymenoptera; Colletidae
Exons: 3
Coding region: 1-1710 (569 amino acids)
Source: RefSeq, a predicted model, not a curated record